CUUAGAGUUCUUAAGCUGCUUUUUAGCUCUUAAAAAUGGCUUAGGCCCUGCAAAACUCAUCUAAAGUGGGGACAGAAGCCUUAUUUGCUGCCUCAUUGAGACCUACCUGGGAGAGAUGGGAGCAAGGGAAGAUCUUAUUAAAAGUCUGCAGUUUUGCCUGUCUGCGCUGUGCAGGUGUGAAUUCAAACCAGCUGCAAGCUGAAUAGGCAGUCAUCCUUGAAACAGGAGAUAAUCUCUCUUGCUCUGCUCCCCAUAAAGUCAGCUCAUCUUUCCUUCCUCUGGUGAUGCUCUUUGCCCCUCUGCCCCUCCACCCCUCCCUCCUUUGCUUGCAGACCCAAGUGUUAAAGUCAUUCUUGGCUUGCCCAAAAUAUGGGUUCUGGUGCAUUUUUCACAGCUGUGCUUACAGAGUACACAAGGUAAGAAAUUGGGAUGCUGCAGGUGCCCACACGGUGCAGGAUUUGUUUUUUUCAGGAAAAGGAAAAUGUAACGUUUUUCCAUAUGUAAAUCAAUUAUUUUCCUCCAAGGCUUUGACAUGUGAAAGCAGUUUAUCUGCAAGACUGCUAUAAUAUCUUAGCCUUACUUAGUCAUCACCAAGAUAAAAUGCUUUAACAUUAUUGGUUUACUUAACUUGUUGCUGGGUAGCCUUGGGCUGAGCCUUGGGAAGCUAGGCUGUAGAACUGGGUAGCCAGUGGUAUCAGAAGGAACAGUGCCUGACAAAAAGCAGGUAUACAGCCAGUUAGCAGUGUUUACUCAGUCUUAACAGCUCUUCUAGCUGUGUAGAAAGUUUCCUUCCCUCCCACAUGAUUAAUGACUUGCACAAUCUGCUAACUUGGUGCUCAGUAGUUACAUGAGAAACCUUCACGUGCACUGGAACCUUGAAAGAGCAGAUUACAAUAUGGUUAAUGGUGGAAAGCCUGUUGUAAUGCCUUGCUGAGCCUUUUCGAGCCACUUUGUAACAUUCAGUUGAAUUUGUCAGUAAUUGAUUCAAGUGUCCUUGACAGAAGUAAUCUACUUUCGUGCCAGUCUUCUGAACAUCAGCUUCUAAUGUGGUAUAGAUGCCUGCUUCCUUAUCCUGUCUUGUUAAGGACAAAGAAGUGUAAGUUCUGAAGCAGCAGAAGUACCCACAGCAAAAUUUUCAGUUUUAAUUUCUUGUGUAGUGAGCAAAACCCCACUGUUUCCUGUCUUUGGUGCAAGUCUCUUGCACUCCUCAGGUAUGGGCUUGCAGCUGAUAGUUGCGGUAAUAUCUAGGUACAGCUGUAAGAAGUGGAUUUGAUGUGCAAGGCAAACAGCAAAGAUACUUGAGCAUGCAGAAUAACUGCUUUAAGCCUCAUAACAUGUCUAUACUUAGCCUCUCACGGCUCUGAAAUGUAUAUGAUUGUACCAGGAGGUACAUCUAAUAGAGUAUGGCUUUGUGGCCUCAAUUUGUCUUGAGCUAGCUCAGUGUGCUGUCAAUUACCUUGAGGAGUGAGGGGGAGGAAGGCCGUGCAAUGGGAUGUUGUGGUCAUGGAAGGACACUUCAGAAUGGCUGCAGAAUGAGGGGAAUCUGCCGCUGUCUAGCAGUGCUUAGAGUGUGGUGAGCUAGUAACCUUGUCCAAAAGCUUUAUGCUGUAUAUCAAAGGGCACCCAAGAUGAGAGCUAGCGGGGCCCAGCUCUGCAAGCAGUCCUGCUCUGCUCUGCAUUCCUGGCUGCGCUGGGGAAGGAGUGAAGGAACAAGCAGACUCCUGUGGCUGACAGGAGUAUUUGCCUUCCCUGGAGUGGGGAGUUGGGAAUGCAGUCCAGGAUGGCCUUCUGGGCUGCAGGAGCAUACUGCUGCCUUGAGUCCAGCUUUUUAUCCAUCAGGACCCUCAACUACUUCUCAGCAUGGCUGCUCUCAGUGAGUUCUGCUGCCAGUCUUCAGACCUGUUGGAGAUUGCCUCGACUGAAUGAUAGAAGUGCAUCACCUUGCACUUGUUAAAUUGUUAAUUGUUAAACCUCAUUAGAUUCUCAUGUACCCAGUUUUUGAGCAAGUCCAGUGGGAGUCUGAUGAGAAAUAUCUGUGUGGCUUGUUUGGGUGCUGCUGUAGCAACCUAGCUCUAUGGCCACUGUAAACUAGCUUAAUCUGAGCAAAGAGGCUGUACAUAAAUCAGGGUGGAAGAAUUCAGUCUUUGACCUAGGAGCUUAGAUAUGUAACGUGUCAAACUUUCCCUGACACCUGAAGUGACAGUGGAGCGAUGGGCAAUGCCUUGGACUCAUCUUGGUUUAUGGUGCUGGUGAAUGGCAGAGUUUGGCUUGUACACACUUCUAUCUGUGGUGUAACUGGUGCCCAGAUCAGAGAUCUCAGGCUGUUGAUCUGGAUGUCAGUAGGGAUACGAAACCAACUUUGGUGCAGUGAAGAUACAGGAAGAGUGCCAGAUUGUUUAUCCUCAUACCGUUCAGUAAAAAGCAGUGCAGGGAGUUUCCUGUAAGUGACAAGAAUGUAACUUACUAAAUGCCCUUGGCCAGGAAAUGGUAUUCCUGGCUGUUAGUGUGCAUGAAUGAAUCUCCAUUAGAGGUUCUUUUUCCUGCAAUAGCUAUUUCUAUCAGUCAUAAUGUGCUAGCAUUGAUUAGUUUACAAUGAAUGAUUCUCUGGGGUGGUUAAAUUGUAGGUAGUAAACUCACCUUCGUGCUUUCUGUGUCAGGAGAAUGACAGCUGAUAACAUCCUGCUUUUCCACCUUGCCACAUCUAAUAACUUCUCAUUUGUCUAAUCCAGUUAGUGCAGCUCCUGUGUGAGCUUUUGUGCAGGAUAGCAUGAAGAAAGGCUGCAAAACAGUGUCGGUAGCUCUUCAUGUUGAUGUGUUUGGUUAGCAGCCUAUGACUGCUGCAGCUAUGGUACUCUUCUCUACCUUUUCUGGACGCUUAAACCAGCAUCUGUGACCAGAGGUUUGACUUUUGUCAGAUGAAUUUAGUGAUAAUUCUGCCUGGUGCUUAAGUCACAUGUCAGCAGUGCAGAGGGACAUCAUAUUCUUUUCUUUUGAGUGGAUUUGGGAAAUAGCAGGGAUCUGUAUUUCGGGCUGCUGUAUACUCUCAUUGUUAGGAGCCUGCAGGUUGCCUGCUCCAGAAACCAAUGUAGGUCUGCAGCCAAAAGAACUGCUCUUUAAUUAGCCCAGAGGUCUGCUCCUGCAGUGGAAAGGAGGAGUUAAAGCUAAAGUGGUGUGCUUUCUUCUUGUAUCUCUUGGGAUCACAUUGACUUGAGAAUGCAGCAGUGCUCCUUUGCUUUUAUGGCUGUGCAGAGAGUGGUGGAAUGGCUCUGGUCAGAUCUGCCCCACAGUGUCACUUCAGGGGAGUGGAGGGGGGGAAGAUUAGCUUACAUCUGAUGGUACUCCUGUGUGUUCAGGCUGCAGUUCAGAACCGAGGCACAAAACAUGGAGCUGGGAGAGCUCAGAGAAGGAAACUGCUGAGCUAUGAAGGUACUCUCUCUCGUGAAGCUGUGUUUGCAGUGGAAGGAGCUGACCUUAGGGGGAAAAAGUAGCAAAGAGCUGCAAAACUGGGCUAAGUGCCUCUUUUAAGUAAGAACUUCUGCUUCCCAAGGCUGGAUCUUUUAAUUUAUAGCACGAAGUCAGAUGGCUUGUGCACGCUGGUCUUUCUUCACAGUAUACGUGUCAAAACAAAUAGAUUUUGUCAUGGCCAUGUGUUCCGGUGUUACCAGUUCCUGGCAUAAAGCUGGCUGCUACGAGUGACUGCAGCUCCAAGGGCACAGGGCAGUGUGCUUCUGUUUAUUUUAAGAAAAGGAAAAAAAACAGGCCAAACACGUCUCAUACCUCAUACCUGGGUAUGUUUAGCCUCUUGGGCAAAUACCAUAAUGCACAUCAGCACCUUCCUUAAAAAAAAAAAAAAAAAAGCCAGGCAGAUAUCAGUGCAGCCAUUGAAGGUGAUUGCUGUUACCUUCAGACUCACCCUGCAGAGUGAUGCUGGGCAGUGGGACUGGAUUUGGCCUCUGGUUGCUGCACCGCUGGGGACUGCUGGGGAAGCAGAGCUAUGCGGGCAGAAUUUUCCAUUAAUCAGAGGAAAAAGUCCUACACAGAUGGUACAUAGGAUAGAUUACUGCUGGUAAUCCUUUUGUGUCCUAGAAGAUUAAGGAGAUCCUGGUGUAGCCGCUGUCAGCUGACCUUUUUUUAUUUAAAUGACUGGAAAUUCAUGAUGCAGUCCUGCAGGAAGGAGGAAGGCUUCUGCAGGAGCCUGGGAGCAGCGCACCGUGGGUGUUUGUUAAAGGCACGGUCUGUUUGAGUCCGGCUCUGGUUAUAAAUUGACAAGAACUCAGUUUUGUGCUGUGUAAACAGCAGAAGCUACGACAUGGUUAAGAAACUUCUUGUUGGACGGCUGCAUCGAAUUUAAGAGAGGUGUUGGCUGAAUUUGAUGAGGUACAGUGAGAGCCGGCUGAAGAAACAGGGGGUGAAGAAAGCCCCGUGCUCUGGGGUGGCUGCCCAAAGAGAAGAUGCCUCCUUCAGCAGAAGCAGAGGGUGGUGGUGCUCUCUGAGCUUCCUGGCAUGGAUCUGUACGAGGAUUACAAGUCGCCCUUUGAUUUCAAUGCAGGAGUGGACAGAAACUACCUUUACCUGUCACCUGGCAUAAACCUUACUCCACCUGGGUCACCUACGCUGACCAAGUCUGGGCUGCUGAGAACUGACUCUAUACCUGAGGUUGGAGAGGAUGCUGCUGCUACAGUUGGCAUGUCAGAAACUCUCUCUGAAGAAGAACAGAAUGAGCUGAGAAAGGAGCUUGCCAAGGUGGAAGAGGAAAUCCAGACACUCUCACAAGUGCUAGCUGCCAAAGAGAAGCAUCUAGCAGAAAUCAAGAGAAAGCUGGGAAUUAACUCAUUACAGGAACUAAAGCAGAAUAUCACCAAAAGCUGGCAAGAUGUUACAUCAACUGCAGCGUACAAGAAAACAUCAGAAACCCUGUCUCAGGCAGGUCAGAAGGCUUCUGCUGCAUUUUCCUCUGUUGGUUCAGUCAUAACCAAGAAGUUUGAAGAUGUCAAAAAUUCUUCUACUUUCAAAUCUUUUGAGGAAAAAGUUGAAACCUUAAAGUCUAAAGUUGGAGGAAGCAAACCUGCCAGCGGAGACUUUGGAGAAGUUCUGAACUCAGCUGCCAAUGCCAGUGCCACAGAAACGAUUGCAGAAGAGACACAGGAGGAGACCCACUGAGAUUCCUGCCUCUAUCCUGCUACCCACUGCCAGUUGCUGCAAGCAAGAACCAAGCACACUUGUAACAUUCUUUGUGCUCUUUCCACCAGAUGUGCUUUUAUUUAGCACGUAGUUGUUUUACCAGAUUAACUGAUAACAGGCUUGUUGUGGGUUCAGAUUAUUUUUGAAACUAAAAUAUGCUGGUUGUUUGGGGUUUUGUGUGGGGAGGGGAAUUUUUAUGCCUUUCAAGCAUUUAAAGGACUUAUCCCUUAUUUGAAGGCAACCUUAAAAAUAUAGCAAUGAAAAACUCUUCGGAGAAGUUAAUUAUACUGUACAUACAUGUGGAUACAUAAUUCUUUCUGAAUCUGUAACUACUGUUCAACUUAACCAUUUUGAUCUACGCUGCUGCCAAACUGAACCUUGCUACUUCACUCCCUUGUCAUUAUUUCAGUUAAGAGUUGCCUGCAUGGGACACCACACUUAGGAGAGGCACUCCCAGCUUAAAGAAGGGCCUUCAGCAGGCUUAAGAUUUGUCCGUGAGUUAUUUAACUAGAAAAGCUCUGACUAUUAGAAGCAAGAUGCCUAUUAGUGCUGAUUUAGUUCAGUUAUGAUAAUACUGUCAACAUUGCAUUUUGUACGAAAUAACGGGGGAAGACAUACUGUUCUGAACUUUUGAUCAGUUGUGAAUUAUCUUAAUUCACAGAGUGGUCUCACAUUUACACCAACAAAAAUGUGAGGAUAAGCCUGGGCGUGAAAGUUGUUCUUCUGUUAGGCGUCAAAUUGUUUUCAAGUGCUGAUGUUGUUUUCCCUGUAGCCUGGCCAUUGAUAAAAUGUUUUUUUCUGUA
Molecule: messenger RNA, 5984 nt
Organism: Phasianus colchicus (ring-necked pheasant)
Lineage: Eukaryota; Metazoa; Chordata; Aves; Galliformes; Phasianidae
Gene: TPD52
Product: tumor protein D52
Biological process (GO): B cell differentiation
Cellular component (GO): cytoplasm
Source: RefSeq, a predicted model, not a curated record